ACAAAUCCCCGACGUCUUGAAAUGACAGGUCAAACUAUCUAACUAGCACCUUCCGCCUGGGAUCUGUGGGUUUAUCGAAAGCGUUUGAAAAUAACGUUGAAGUUAAUAUUUAUCAUUGCAUUCGGUGUCAUCUUUGCUGAAUUUGAAUUGUUGCUCGCCGAGACAUUUACUAAUACCAGUUAGCUUGUAGCCUAGCUAGCUUGGCAGUACAAAAAGUAACUCUUUCUGUAACAAAGUAGCCUAAUAAACGUGAAUAUUUGAAUAAUGUCUGGACCGAAUGGAGAUCCAAAUAUCUCUAUCGACGAUGGUAUUAUAAACGACGAGGAUGAAUUCGGCGAUGAAGAGUACGUUGCCAUCAACUCUAUGCUAGAUCAGAUCAACUCUUAUCUUGAUGACCUGGAGGAGCGCAAUGAUGCACUCAAUGGCAAACUGCAUGAACUAAUGGAGUCCAAUCGGCAAGCCAGGCUGGAGUUCAGGGCCCAGCUGCUCGGCUCCCAAACCCAGGAGGAGCAGCAUUCUGCAGAUGGGGACUCCUCAUCUAGCAAGAAGGACCUGAACGAGGACAGUGGAGGCUCGCAAAUGAGUGACAAAAGCGGGUAGACGAAGGGGACUGAGUUCAGCAAAAUGCAAGGAUAGAAAAUAUUUAUGAAAGUUGACUCAACUUCUGACCUCCAUUUUUUGGACUAGUGACCCCUGAUCUGCAUAGUCCAUGCCUGCCUGAUUCUUCUGUGAAUUUACACCCUCAUCAGCAGACGUGUAUACAAUUGUGAUAUUUUGCAUCUCCUCUAUCACUGAACUCAAUGCAAUUUUCCUGUUGUUGGACUGUGGUGUGCUGAUGUUCUUCAGCUUCUCAUACAAGUCGGACAUCACAGUUAGUUUGCACUCUGUUGCAGACUUAACUGAAUUUUAAGUCAGAUGUGUAGCUGUGUAAAAAGCUGCGUCCUUUUGUGCAGAGCUUUGUUCAGGUUCAUGUGAAAUAUCAUUAAGACAAUUACUAAAGCUGGAAACAUAUCAGUUUUUUUAAGUUAAUAAAAAAGGUGUGGAAUCAGUGCUCAAACUACAGGAUCGUGCUCAGAUUCCUGACUUAAAACCAUAUGUACAACCGUAGGUUGUAUAGAUCAGUAUGAACCUUCCACAUGCUUAUAAGUCGGUCCUCAUGACGAGUUAGUAGUGUGUCUGGCUUUAGAGAGAGCAUCAACAUCAGCUUUGUCUUAGCUGUAUGAUCUCUUAUUACUGUAUGUAUUAUCACACAAAAUAAAUAUGCAACAUUCCAGAGGUCUACCUGUAUUUAUAUUUGAUCUUCAGCAUGUCUGUAAAUCUUCACUGUACUGUCCUGUUCAUUUUCAUUAGUCUGUCUGAAAUAAGUGUUUGUAUUAUGUGUAAGUGCUAGGCAAAAAAGUUUGAAAAAAUUUAGUCAGCAAAGUGUGGGAAUUGUUUUAAUAUAAAUUAAAAUGACCCCCGAACAGAAAACAUCCAAAAAUACAAUAAACUUCCAGCAAUUAGAAAACAACACCUGUUUGUUCAUCUCAGUUUGUCAGUAGCUGAAUAAAAAUACAGUAAGAAACAUA
Seriola dumerili (greater amberjack) is the source of this 1568-nucleotide messenger RNA. RefSeq names its product chromosome unknown C9orf16 homolog (gene bbln). The coding region runs from base 265 to 600 and encodes 111 amino acids. The transcript has 2 exons. The record is from RefSeq and is a predicted model, not a curated record. NCBI's taxonomy places the organism in Eukaryota, Metazoa, Chordata, Actinopteri, Carangiformes, Carangidae.